GACAUGUCCCCACUGGUCUAAAAUGCCAUCCCGACCAGGAGCAUCUGGUUUACCCUCUGGGUUGCACCAUCCUCAUUCAGGCACUAAAUACUCAGGAACAGAAUUUCCUACACGGUCAUGGCAACAAUGUCUCCUGUGUGACCAUCUCCAAGAGCGGAGUUUACAUUGCUUCCGGACAAGUCACAUUCAUGGGCUUCAAGGCGGAUAUCAUUUUGUGGCAUUAUAAGAAAAGGGAGCUGAUUGCUCGGCUAUCACUUCACAAGGGCAAAAUUGAAGCUCUGGCCUUUUCACCAAAUGAUUUGUACUUGGUAUCACUAGGAGGCCCAGAUGAUGGAAGUGUGGUGGUGUGGAGCAUAGCCAAGAGAGCCGCCAUCUGUGGCAGCCCUGCUGCUGGCCCCAACGUUGGGAAUGCCACCACGGUCAUCUUCUCCAAAUGCUGCGAUGAGAUGUUUGUCACUGCUGGAAAUGGGACAAUUCGAGUAUGGGAACUGGAUCUCCCAAAUAGAAAGAUCUGGCCAACCGAGUGCCAAACAGGACAAAUGAAAAGAAUAGUCAUGAGUAUCUCAGUGAAUGGCCGAUGAUGAUAGCUUUUUGUACCUCGGCACCACCACUGGAGAUAUUCUAAAGAUGAGCCCUAGGACCAGGCUGCUGGCAGACACUGGGCCUGCCAAGGACAGAUUCAGUCUGGGAGUGUCAGCUAUCAGGUGCCUGAAGAUGGGGGGUUUAUUGGUGGGCUCUGGAGCCGGACUGCUGGUCUUCUGUAAAAGCCCCAGCUACAGACCCAUCAAGAAAAUCCAGUUACAAGGUGGCAUCACUUCUAUCACACUUCGAGGGGAAGGACACCAGUUCUUUGUAGGAACAAAAGAGUCACACAUUUAUCGUGUCAACUUCACAGAUUUCAAAGAGACUCUCAUUACAACUUGUCACUUUGAAGCUGUUGAGGACAUCGUCUUUCCAUUUGGCACCGCUGAGCUCUUUGCCACCUGUGCCAAGAAGGACAUCCGGGUGUGGCACACGCUGUCCAACAGGGAGCUGCUGCGGAUCACUGUGCCCAACAUGACCUGCCGUGGCAUCGAUUUCAUGAGGGACGGCAAGUGCAUCAUUUCCGCGUGGGACGACGGUAAGAUCCGAGCCUUUGCCCCAGAGACAGGCCGGCUGAUGUACGUCAUUAACAACGCCCACAGGAUUGGAGUGACGGCCAUCGCCACCACCAGUGACUGUAAAAGGGUCAUCAGCGGCGGUGGGGAAGGGGAGGUGAGGGUGUGGCAGAUAGGCCCCCAGACCCAGAAGCUGGAGGAGGCGCUGAAGGAGCACAAGUCCUCCGUGUCCUGCAUCCGGGUAAGGAAGAGCAACGAGGAGUGCGUCACGGCCAGCACGGACGGCACCUGCAUCACAUGGGACCUCGUGCAUCUUAGGAGGAAUCAGAUGAUCCUGGCUAACACCUUAUUCCAGUGUGUUUGUUACCACCCUGAAGAGUUCCAGAUCAUCACCAGCGGGACAGACAGAAAGAUUGCUUACUGGGAAGUGUUUGAUGGGUCAGUAAUCAGAGAGUUGGAUGGUUCCUUGUCCGGGGCCAUCAACGGCAUGGAUAUCACUGUGGAAGGAGUGCACUUUGUCACAGGUGGAAAUGACCAUCUUGUCAAAGUUUGGGAUUACAAUGAGGGUGAAGUGACUCACGUUGGGGUGGGACACAGUGGCAACAUCACCCGCAUCCGGAUAAGUCCAGGAAAUCAGUACAUCGUUAGCGUGAGUGCCGAUGGGGCCAUUUUGAGAUGGAAGUACCCAUUUCCCUCAUGAAGCAUUGGAGACCUCCUCGAUUCACAACAUUGAAUACCGUCCUGUUGGAGGUUGAGUUAGAUAACUCCACAACUAGUCUUGCUUUCUCACAUCUGUGUUUCUGUGCUUUGGUCAAAAUAUUUUAUCUACAAGUUUCUCCUUUCCUUUACAGAAUGCAUUUUACAUUCUCUAAUUGUAUAUUAAAACUGAGAUGUGUUCAAGAAUAAUUCAUCCAGACUGUAAAGUUUUUUUAUUAUGAGUAAGUUCCCAGUUGUUGGUUUCCUGUCAUAA
Messenger RNA from Lipotes vexillifer (Yangtze River dolphin), 2067 nucleotides. It is a transcript of the gene CFAP52, whose product is annotated as cilia and flagella associated protein 52. The transcript has 13 exons. The record is from RefSeq and is a predicted model, not a curated record. Lineage: Eukaryota; Metazoa; Chordata; Mammalia; Artiodactyla; Lipotidae. The coding region runs from base 571 to 1797 and encodes 408 amino acids. Gene Ontology annotation, molecular function: protein binding.